AUGUCGAAAGAUAUGAACAACCAGUUUGAAAGCAAUGAGUUUCCUCCAUCAUCAUCUUCAUCUUCAUCUUCAUCUUCAUCUAUAGCAUCAACUCCGACUCAAACUAAUAGUUACAAGAAAUGGAGUGAAGAAGAACACAAGUUGUUCCUUAAAGGACUCGAGAUAUACAAAAAGGGACAAUGGACCAAUAUUUCAAGGUAUGUGGUGAAAACCAGGACUCCAGCACAAGUUUCCAGCCAUGCACAGCAUUACUACAAACAUUUGGCCGCACUCAAUAAAGGCAAAAGAAAAAGUUUUUACGACGCGAAAACAUCAUACAACAAGGAUGCCUUUCUUUCUCAUGAUCAAGUUCAUAUGCAAAAUGACGAUGUCAAUGUUUCAGAUUACCAAGUUGAUGUGCAAAAUGAUCAAGUUCAUAUGAAAAAUGACGCCGUCUAUGUUCCAGAUUACCCAGUUGAUGUGCAAAAUGACGAUGUCUAUGUUCCAGAUUACCAAGUUGACCAAGCUAUUUUUGCAGAUCUCGACUUCUUAGAAGAAUUGACAGAUGUGGUCUGA
This is a messenger RNA of Vigna angularis (adzuki bean), 555 nucleotides long. RefSeq names its product transcription factor SRM1. NCBI's taxonomy places the organism in Eukaryota, Viridiplantae, Streptophyta, Magnoliopsida, Fabales, Fabaceae. The record is from RefSeq and is a predicted model, not a curated record. Gene Ontology annotation, biological process: response to ethylene; response to auxin; response to gibberellin. The transcript is spliced from 2 exons. Bases 1 to 555 code for a protein of 184 amino acids. Gene Ontology annotation, molecular function: DNA binding.